Molecule: messenger RNA, 1422 nt
Organism: Paraglomus brasilianum
Lineage: Eukaryota; Fungi; Glomeromycota; Glomeromycetes; Paraglomerales; Paraglomeraceae
Source: the annotation of a GenBank genome assembly
AUGUUUGCUCUAAGACCUGCAAGUAGAGUAUCAACACGCAACCUUCUGGUGAAAGGGAAUGUUGCGACUCGCAUAGGAACUGUUUCUUGUCGACACUUAAUAGUUCCUUCGAUUAGAAGUGCAAGAGUGGGCAUUAUACAAAAUGUUCUACGACCGCAGACGUCAUCAAAGUUGGCACGGAACAGAUAUCCCGCACAUGCUACCCGCCAAUAUGCUUCGGAAAGCGGCAAGUUUCAGCGCGGAAAACCACACGUCAACAUUGGCACGAUUGGGCAUGUCGAUCACGGGAAGACCACUCUGACCGCAGCAAUAACCAAGUGCUUGGCCACGCGAGGGCAAGCACAGUUUAAAGAUUAUGGAGAGAUUGACAAAGCACCAGAAGAGAAAGCACGUGGGAUAACGAUCGCAACUGCACACGUGGAGUAUGAAACAGGAGAGAGACAUUACGCGCAUGUUGAUUGUCCUGGACAUGCUGAUUAUAUAAAGAAUAUGAUUACAGGAGCCGCACAGAUGGAUGGUGCCAUUAUCGUAGUUUCGGCAACAGACGGUCAAAUGCCUCAAACGCGUGAACAUCUGCUCCUUGCCAAGCAAGUUGGUGUGUCCAAUCUAGUCGUUUUCAUAAACAAAGUCGAUGCGAUAGAUGAUCCUGAAAUGUUGGAAUUGGUGGAAAUGGAAAUGCGUGAUUUGUUAAGUCAUUAUGGUUUCGAUGGUGAGAAGACUCCUAUAAUUCAAGGAUCAGCUUUAGCUGCAUUGGAAGGACGGGAUCCGGAGAUUGGCGAACAGGCUAUUUGGAAACUGAUGGACGCUGUUGAUAAGUUUAUUCCGACACCUGUUAGAGACUUGGAUAAACCGUUUUUAAUGUCGGUUGAAGAUGUUUUCUCAAUUUCUGGGCGUGGCACAGUAGCCACGGGGCGCGUAGAACGCGGUACAAUCACCAAAGGCGCAGAAAUUGAGAUUGUUGGCAUGGGUGCACCUACCAGAACCAUAUUAACUGGUAUCGAAAUGUUCCACAAGGAACUCGACAAGGGCAUGGCGGGCGAUAACAUGGGUGCUUUACUUCGCGGAGUCAAACGUGAACAAAUUCGACGAGGACAAGUGAUCUCUGCCCCCGGAACUGUCAAAUCUCAUAAGAAAUUUAUGGCACAGCUAUACGUGUUGACCAAAGAGGAAGGAGGACGUCAUACACCAUUCAUGGACAAUUAUCGACCACAGAUGUAUUUCCGCACCUCUGAUGUUACAGUCGUUUUGUCUCAUCCGCCCGGAACCGAGAAACCCGAGGAAAAGAUGAUUAUGCCCGGGGACAAUACAUCGCUUAUGUGCGAGUUGAUACAUGAUAUGGCUAUUGAGCCUGGUAUGCGUUUCACCAUUCGAGAGGGAGGGAAAACUGUAGGAACUGGUGUAAUUACUGAAGUUAUAGAAUAG